Westerdykella ornata is the source of this 2094-nucleotide messenger RNA. RefSeq lists its product as uncharacterized. The transcript has 3 exons. Gene Ontology annotation, cellular component: nucleus. Lineage: Eukaryota; Fungi; Ascomycota; Dothideomycetes; Pleosporales; Sporormiaceae. The record is from RefSeq and is a predicted model, not a curated record. Bases 1 to 2094 code for a protein of 697 amino acids.
AUGUCAGGAUACAACAAGAACCAGGAACAGUUUGUCUAUGAUGCCGCAGCCCAGAGACCGAAUCAGGCUUCGAGCUACGGGGGCCUCGCACAGCCUCCCUUCGCCUUGCAAUACACCGAGGCGUCCGCGCAGCUGUCCCAUGAGCAGUCCGGCGCAGAAGUCCCCUAUACUCCCACUUCGACGUACGAGUCACGCGGCGAAAGCAGCUACCCAACCGAUUCCUCUUUUAUGGAUGCAAGAUCUCGUCAUCCCGCCUCUACUAUUAUUGCAUCCCCACCCGAAGUAACCAAUGCCAUUCAUCCAUCGUCAGGCACAGCCGGAACCAACGUUCUACUACACCUUCGAGCCAACUACGAUAUCGCAAAAGAGACUCUUUUUGCCUUUAUGUUCGGGCCCAAGCGGUGCGAGGCCGCUAUACACAAGGUCGAUGGGGUGGACGACUACUACAACUACGCCUUGAGCGUCCAAGUCCCCCCCUUCCCUUUGACGAAUGCCUGGAAUCCUACCAUGAUGCUCAAACUGCGGAUGGAGGAUGGGCAUUCACAGCUCAUUCACGAAAUCGAGGCCGGGAAAUUCACCUACACCGACAUGUCCGGUAGCCUGUUUCAACCCCUUCCAGGCAUGUCGAAAAAGAGAAGAUACUCGACAGAGUUCGAAGACACCGAGGGAUAUACGGACCAACAAGGGAAACGCCAGUCCACCUCGCGCCUGCACACCAAACCGCGGAAUAUGUCAGUCGCCUCCUAUUCCACAGCCUCCUUGUCUCCGUUGGUUGGACAGUCGUCCCUUUCCGCGUAUGGGUACUCGGGCAGCUACGAUCUGCCCAAGCAGCAAAGCUAUACCCCUCAAUUGUCACAGAAGAGUCUAUAUGCGGUCCCUUCAGGCCUUGGUCUGCCACAGGCGGAUAUGAAGCGCCCUCAGAUGUCGCCCAACCUGUCGUCCUAUGGCCAGUAUGCGUCCAUCGCUCAGGGAAGUCCGGCGUCGGUCGCUUCCACCCCCGCAGGAGCUACGGUAAUGCCGUCUCCUUCGGGCAUGGGAAAUCCUGUGCUGGUCCGGGCCUCCUCCCUUGCGCAAUCGAACAGUAGUUCGACCGGGGCGUCGUUCAACCCGUAUCUCAUGUAUCCCAGGAAGGCGGUUCUCAAUAUCGAAGGGGAUUUGAACAGUAUGACGGAGAAUUGGACUCGCGAGGAGUUUGAGGCCAAACGAAGGCUAGUUCAGUUUGAGCGCUCGCAGGCAGGGAGCACGAUAACGACCAGCUUCGCGCCCGUCACGCUCGAGACUCGUCCUCCGCGCAGCAUCUGUGUGAGCUGCAUACUCUGGGAAGAGAAGGGGGAAUGCUUCAUCACCAGCGUCGAUACCAUAUUCUUGUUGGAGCAACUGGUCAACGUCCGAUUUACAGUGGAGGAGAAGAACCGCAUCCGCCGUAACCUGGAAGGCUUUCGUCCUCUCACGGUAUCCAAGGCGAAACCCGACAGCGAGGAGUUCUUCAAGGUCAUCAUGGGCUUUCCGGCUCCGAAACCACGCAACAUCGAGAAGGACGUGAAAGUGUUCCCCUGGAAAGUGCUGUCGCACGCUCUUAAGAAAAUCAUUGGUAAAUAUUCGGCCAGCUACUCUUCCACGGCUGGCGCAGGGUCGCUGCCACCGCCAAAGCUGCCUUCAACAUAUGGGGGCGUCGCUGCCUAUCGAGGGCAACCCUCACCGCACACGGGACUGCCGUCAGCUGCGACGGCUGCCUACAUGUCGAGCAUGACCUCGACGACGACGUCACCGAACCUGAGGGCAUCAGCAGGCCUGGCGGGUCAGCGAGACACAACAGGACAGGGCAUACAGGCCAUGACCCAGUCCUCGUGGGGGGCGCAGACGCAACAACAACAGCUCUCCCAGUAUUCCGAUGGCCUUUCCACGGCAGGACGGGGAAGUUCGUGGGACUACGGCUCGUUCCUCAACACAUCGCCUGCGACCACUGCAGCCGGUGUUCCCUCGACCGCCCAAGCACUGCAAAUGCAACGCGCCGACCUGACCCAUGCCCUUGGUCAUCUCCCUGCCGAGGAUCCAUAUCAGCAAUACAACGCCGACCGUAGUUCGCGGGAUUGA